GCCGUUGUGUGUCUGUGUGUGUUUGAGUGUGAGUGUGUGUGUGCGCGGGGGCGCUGCGGGCACUCGGGGCCGCGUCGGGAGCAGCCCCCCGCGUCGGCGCGCACCCCGGAAGCCACAGGCGCGGCCCGCGGGCUGGGCGCGGGGCACGGACGCCCCCGGGGCCAUGUCGCGACCCAGCAACGUCUCCCCGAGGCCGCCCGCGCCCGGCGGUGGCGGCGGCGGCGGCGGCGGCCCGGGGGGCUGCGGCCGGGCCAAGGGGCUCAAGGACAUCCGCAUCGACGAGGAGGUGAAGAUCGCCGUCAACAUCGCCCUGGAGCGCUUCCGCUACGGGGACCAGCGCGAAAUGGAAUUUCCUUCUUCUUUUACCAGUACUGAAAGAGCUUUUAUUCAUCGACUGAGUCAGUCUCUUGGUUUGGUUUCUAAAAGCAAAGGAAAGGGAGCAAAUAGAUACCUAACUGUGAAGAAGAAAGAUGGAUCAGAAACAGCUCAUGCAAUGAUGACCUGUAAUUUAACUCAUAAUACGAAACAUGCUGUUAGGAGCCUAAUUCAGAGAUUUCCUGUCACGAAUAAAGAACGUACUGAACUUCUGCCUAAAACAGAAAGAGGAAAUGUGUUUGCAGUUGAAGCUGAAAACCGAGAAAUGAGCAAAACAAGUGGACGUCUCAACAAUGGUAUACCUCAGAUUCCAAUGAAAAGAGGAGAAUCCGAGUUUGAUUCCUUCAGGCAAUCUCUGCCAGUGUUUGAAAAACAAGAAGAAAUCGUUAAAAUAAUUAAAGAAAAUAAAGUAGUUUUGAUUGUAGGAGAAACUGGGUCUGGAAAGACUACUCAGAUUCCUCAGUUCCUUUUAGAUGAUUGCUUUAAAAAUGGUAUCCCCUGCCGGAUAUUUUGUACUCAGCCACGGCGAUUAGCAGCUAUUGCGGUUGCUGAAAGAGUUGCCGCAGAGAGAAGAGAAAGGAUUGGACAAACAAUUGGGUACCAGAUUCGAUUAGAAAGCAGGGUUUCUCCAAAGACACUUCUGACAUUUUGCACUAACGGGGUAUUGCUUCGUACAUUGAUGGCAGGAGAUAGUACAAUGUCAACUGUGACACAUGUUAUUGUGGAUGAAGUACAUGAAAGGGAUCGAUUUAGUGAUUUUUUACUUACAAAGUUAAGAGAUUUAUUGCAAAAGCACCCAACUUUGAAGCUAAUUCUUUCUAGUGCUGCCUUGGAUGUAAACUUGUUUAUAAGAUACUUUGGAAGUUGCCCAGUGAUAUAUAUACAGGGAAGACCAUUUGAAGUAAAAGAAAUGUUUCUGGAAGACAUCUUAAGAACUACUGGAUACACAAACAAAGAAAUGCUAAAAUACAAGAAGGAAAAACAGCGAGAAGAGAAACAACAAACCACACUUACAGAGUGGUACUCAGCUCAGGAGAAUGCUUUCAAGCCAGAGUCUCAGCGACAGAGGACUGUUCCAAAUGUGACUGAGGAAUAUGACUUACUAGAUGAUGGUGGGGAUGCCGUCUUCAGUCAGCUGACAGAAAAAGAUGUAAAUUGCCUUGAGCCAUGGUUGAUAAAGGAAAUGGAUGCUUGUCUUUCUGACAUAUGGCUACAUAAAGAUGUCGAUGCCUUUGCUCAGGUCUUCCACCUUAUUUUAACUGAAAAUGUUAGUGUUGAUUACCGACACAGUGAAACCAGUGCGACAGCUCUGAUGGUUGCUGCAGGCCGCGGCUUUUCAAGUCAAGUGGAGCAGCUAAUUAGCAUGGGAGCCAAUGUCCACAGCAAGGCCUCCAAUGGCUGGAUGGCUCUAGAUUGGGCUAAACACUUUGGGCAGACUGAAAUUGUGGAUCUUCUAGAAUCUUACAGUGCUUCAUUGGAAUUUGGCAAUCUCGAUGAAAGUUCUCUGGUUCAAACAAAUGGAAGUGACCUCAGUACCGAAGACAGAGAGCUCCUAAAAGCCUAUCAUCAUAGUUUUGAUGAUGAAAAAGUAGACUUGGAUUUGAUCAUGCAUCUUUUGUAUAACAUAUGCCAUAGUUGUGAUGCAGGUGCAAUACUAAUUUUCCUACCUGGAUAUGAUGAAAUUGUUGGACUGAGAGAUCGCAUCUUGUUUGAUGACAAGCGGUUUGCAGACAACACACAUAGGUAUCAGGUCUUUAUGCUUCAUUCAAAUAUGCAAACAUCUGAUCAAAAGAAAGUAUUAAAAAACCCACCUGCAGGUGUUCGAAAAAUAAUUCUGUCCACUAAUAUUGCUGAAACUAGCAUUACAGUCAAUGAUGUGGUCUUCGUUAUUGACUCUGGUAAAGUGAAAGAGAAAUCCUUUGAUGCAUUGAAUUUUGUUACAAUGCUAAAAAUGGUGUGGAUUUCCAAAGCUAGUGCCAUACAAAGGAAAGGCAGGGCAGGGCGAUGUCGCCCUGGGAUCUGUUUCCGCCUCUUCAGUAGACUUCGUUUCCAGAACAUGUUGGAAUUUCAGACUCCAGAACUUUUGAGAAUGCCAUUACAGGAGCUUUGUCUGCAUACCAAGCUACUAGCCCCGGUCAACUGUCCUAUUGCUGACUUCCUCAUGAAAGCGCCCGAGCCGCCGCCAGCCUUGAUCGUGAGGAAUGCCGUGCAGAUGCUGAAGACGAUCGAUGCCAUGGAUGCCUGGGAAGACCUCACUGAGCUCGGAUACCACUUGGCCGACUUGCCGGUGGAGCCGCAUCUCGGGAAAAUGGUCCUGUGCGCGGUUGUCCUGAAGUGUCUGGACCCGAUCCUGACGAUUGCCUGCACGCUGGCCUACCGGGACCCUUUCGUGCUGCCUACCCAGGCCUCUCAGAAGCGCGCUGCCAUGCUCUGUAGGAAGCGUUUCACUGCGGGAACUUUCAGUGACCAUAUGGCACUUCUCAGAGCAUUUCAGGCAUGGCAGAAAGCACGAAGUGAUGGGUGGGAGCGAGCCUUUUGUGAAAAGAAUUUUCUUUCACAAGCUACAAUGGAAAUAAUCAUAGGCAUGAGAACUCAGCUACUUGGUCAGCUUAGAGCAUCAGGUUUUGUCAGAGCGCGAGGUGGAGGUGACAUUCGAGACGUGAACACAAACUCUGAGAACUGGGCCGUUGUGAAGGCCGCUCUGGUAGCUGGCAUGUACCCCAACCUGGUCCACGUGGACCGGGACAACAUGGUACUCACGGGGCCAAAGGAGAAGAAAGUGCGCUUUCACCCCACCUCGGUGCUCAGCCAGCCUCAGUACAAAAAGAUUCCUCCAGCCAAUGGUCAAGCAGCAGCAAUCCAGGCGCUGCCCACAGAUUGGCUGAUUUAUGAUGAAAUGACCAGAGCUCAUAGAAUAGCUAAUAUACGGUGCUGCUCUGUAGUCACACCUGUCACGGUAUUAGUGUUCUGUGGACCAGCGAGGUUGGCAAGUAAUGCCCUUCAGGAGCCUUCAUCCUUUAGAGCAGAUGGUAUUCCUAAUGACAGUAGUGAUAGUGAAGUGGAAGAUAGAACUACCGCCAACCUGGCAGCCUUGAAACUGGACGAGUGGCUCAGUUUCAAACUAGAGCCAGAGGCAGCCAGUUUACUGCUGCAGCUCAGACAGAAGUGGCACAGCUUAUUUCUACGCCGAAUGAGAGCUCCAUCCAAACCUUGGUCUCAAGUUGAUGAAGCUACCAUCAGAGCAAUUAUAGCUGUUCUGAGCACUGAGGAACAGUCUGCAGGUCUACAGCAACCAUCUGGGAUUGGCCAAAGGCCAAGGCCUAUGUCUUCAGAAGAACUUCCCUUGGCUUCAUCUUGGAGGUCAAAUAAUAGUAGAAAAAGUUCAGCAGAUACUGAAUUUUCUGAUGAAUCUACUACUGCAGAAAGAGUAUUGAUGAAAUCUCCAUCUCCAGCUCUACACCCACCUCAGAAGUACAAAGAUCGAGGAAUCCUACAUCCUAAACGAAGUACCGAUGAUCGAUCUGAUCAGUCCUCAGUGAAGUCCACGGACAGCAGCAGUUACCCAAGCCCGUGUGCUAGCCCCUCGCCCCCGUCUUCGGGAAAGGGCUCAAAAUCUCCUUCACCAAGACCGAACAUGCCUGUUCGAUACUUCAUAAUGAAAAGUAGCAAUUUGAGAAACCUGGAAAUUUCUCAACAGAAGGGCAUCUGGUCUACAACCCCUAGCAAUGAGCGGAAGCUAAACCGAGCCUUUUGGGAAAGCAGCAUGGUUUACUUGGUAUUUUCAGUUCAAGGAUCUGGGCACUUCCAGGGAUUUUCUCGGAUGUCUUCUGAGAUAGGAAAGGAGAAGAGCCAGGAUUGGGGUUCAGCGGGGCUCGGCGGAGUAUUUAAGGUGGAGUGGAUACGGAAAGAAAGCCUUCCCUUUCAGUUUGCACACCACUUACUGAAUCCUUGGAAUGACAACAAAAAGGUCCAGAUAAGCCGAGAUGGGCAGGAACUAGAACCUCAGGUUGGCGAACAGUUGCUCCAGUUAUGGGAACGUCUUCCAUUGGGAGAAAAAAGUACAGCUGAUUGAUUCUCAGAUUCUAUUAUACUUGACUGAAUCUAACUGAUGAUGAGGGUAUUUUUCAGAUUGUUUAUCUUUUUUUUCUUUUAGCCCUUGGCUACAAAAGAACAUCAUUCCUAUUCAUAAUACCUGAAUGUGCUGACUUGUAAAAACUGAGGAAAGGUGUGUGUGCUUCUCUGGCUGAGGAUGGUGCAAACCAUUCGUUUCAGACAAAAGACGAAAAGAUGAGUUUAUUUUUUAUAGCAAUCAUAGGGAAUGGUUGUAUAGUUUUGUUAAUUAUAUGUUUAUAAUUGAAUUAAUCACUUAAUUACUUGGUGCAGCAGCAGUUAUUUAAACCAGGUUAACUUGAAAUUAAACGUUUGUUUAAAACACUAGCUUACACCUCUUAUGAUGAAUUUUAGUGCAAAGAAAGUUGUUUACUUUUAAGAAAGUCAUGAAUAUAGCAGUGCAUGUGAGCACCGUUUUAGAAUAGAAGUCAUCUCUAAAGAUUUGUCGUUGAAAAACGAGCAGAAACAACCAAAUUCUAAAAAUGUCUCAUUUCAGAAUAGUGCCUGCCGAUUCAGGACCGUUCAUUCUGCUGUGUUUGACCUUCAAUCCAUUAAGGAAUCUAGGAAGGAUAUUCUUUUUCUGCAAUUAUGAAAUGCAGUAAAAUCUUAAGGAGAUCCAAGUCUCUGAUCAUUUCCGAGGAAGUGCUUGGUUUUAUUCCUGGCCUUGCCUUUGGGUUUGAUGAGGGAUGGUUCCUUGCCUUCUCAGUGAUGCUCUCCAGCCGCUCGGUGUGAGCAUGGCAAUUAGGAACUCUUGUUUUGCCGAGGGAAACCUGAUGUAGACAAGUUAAAAUUUAAACAAAUUACUUAAAUUGAGAAAGUAAUUUUUAGGGCUAGAGAGAGGUUGUACAGCCGGUAGGGCACUUAGCUGCCCAGCACACGGCUGACCUGGGUUUGAUUCCCAGCUUCCCAUAUGGCUCAUAAGCACCUCCAGGAGUAAUUCCUGAGUGCAGAGCCAGCUGUGACCCCUGAGCAUCCCCAGAGCAUGGCCCAAAACGUCAGCGGGAACAGCAACAAAAACUUAAGUAUGUUCAGUAGAAGUGACUUGGUUGCUGUCCGUCUUCCAAACUCUACGGUCCACAGAGCACGAUUCUUAAGUCACCAAUUAUAAUUUUUCUAGUACUUUCUAUCUUUCCGGAUUUGAUUCCUCUUUUGUGCUUAUUUAUACUUGAAUAACUGGGAAGGGGUGAGUUUUUGUAAUCCUGUGGCAGUGCCAGUUCUCACUUUUGCCAUCUCAGAAUUACUUGGUUUGAGCUCUUUUUACCACUGUUGUGAAUAGUUCCCUCAGAAAAUUUUUGAAGGGAACUAGAAGUAAAAGAAAACAAUAACGUGGUUGUUGAGUUUUACAUAGAAAAUUUUGAUAGCAUUUCUUCACAAUACAUUUGGAUCAUCUUUAUAUAUGUGUGUGUAUCUAUACAUAUAUAUACAUACAUACAGGUAUUCAUGUUUAGUUAUAUGUAUAUGUAAACAUGUAUUUAUACAUAAACAUAUGAAUCUAAAUUAACCUUAAAGAAAAAAUGCCUCGUAAAUACACUGCUUUUAUAUUUGAAGACAAAAAAGCAAAAAUCUUGGGUCAGCAUAUAAUUUAACAGAUUCCUUGUACUGUUUUCUGGGAAUGCAUUGUAGAUUGGUGCAUUAGUUUAGAAUGUCAUUUGUGAUUUUUGCCUAAAUUUAUAGUUACUGGGCUUUUUUGUUUUGUUUUAUACUUUGAAAUAUACUUGUAAAUUGAGCCUAUGUGAAUUAUGUUCCACUGUAUGUAUAUUGUACUUAUUUUCCUAUCAGAGCAAUUUGUGUUUUUUGAAAAUGUAUUUUGUUUAUAAAUAUAUUUACCAGUUCACAGUUCUAAAUUUGGAACACAGUUCUAAAUAAGGACUUAAAAAAGAAACCUGUUUUCAUUUCCCUUUGUUUUCUAAUAUUUAGCCCCAUAUGUAAAUGAUAUGUUUGUUAUUUAAAUAUAAUUGAAUGUAAUUAAGAUGCUUUAAAUAUGCUUAUUAAAUGAAAUUCUAUGAAAUUAUUAAAAUCUUGUUAUUUUUAAUACCAUAUGAUAGGACUAAAGUAAUAAUUCUUAAGACACACUGGAGAAUACUUAAUUGAUAUGGAAAGUGAUGAUUUCAUAUUCAUAUAUUUCCUAAAAAAAUUGUUUUAUUACAGCAGAAAAAUGG
This is a messenger RNA of Sorex araneus (European shrew), 6644 nucleotides long. RefSeq names its product YTH N6-methyladenosine RNA binding protein C2 (gene YTHDC2). Bases 164 to 4447 code for a protein of 1427 amino acids. The transcript is spliced from 29 exons. Gene Ontology annotation, cellular component: intracellular anatomical structure. The record is from RefSeq and is a predicted model, not a curated record. Gene Ontology annotation, molecular function: ATP binding; protein binding; RNA binding. Lineage: Eukaryota; Metazoa; Chordata; Mammalia; Eulipotyphla; Soricidae.